This is a messenger RNA of Betta splendens (Siamese fighting fish), 6628 nucleotides long. RefSeq lists its product as uncharacterized. Gene Ontology annotation, cellular component: cytoplasm. The transcript has 16 exons. Gene Ontology annotation, molecular function: calcium-dependent cysteine-type endopeptidase activity; calcium ion binding. The record is from RefSeq and is a predicted model, not a curated record. Gene Ontology annotation, biological process: proteolysis. The coding region runs from base 542 to 2371 and encodes 609 amino acids. NCBI's taxonomy places the organism in Eukaryota, Metazoa, Chordata, Actinopteri, Anabantiformes, Osphronemidae.
AUAAACAAUGGUGUGUGGAGCUGCUUCUUUGACAUCUGUGUCCUAGCACCAGGAUGCAGUAGUGGCUUGUUCCAGGUGCAUCGUGCCUAGAGCUCAGUGACAGCUGGAUUGUUUCCUGCACCGCUGGAGGUAGUGGAUGUACACAAAGUAAAUUAUAAGCAAAAAAACAGUUGCACUCUUAAGGUCAUUUUUUAAUGGCUUGGGAAAUAUUUACUUCAAUCUAUAUUCUCGUUUUGCAUAAAGAAAUCUGACAUUAACAUGUUUAUUAUGGCACUAGGCUCAUUUCUCGAUCAAUAUUUUUGCCUCUUGAAAUUACAUUCGUGUGUUUGCUCCAAUUCCCAUGGGUUCUGUGUCCAUAAUGUUUGGAAGUGUCUUAACAACCCUGAUGGAGCACAUUUAGCAAAGCGCGCUCUCGCUGCUCAGGUGAGCGCCCGCUGGUGUCUCAGUGGGCGUGGCUUGAGUAUUAAAGCUUCGCAGACAGGUAAAGAGGAAGCUCAAUUCUCAGCUGUUAAAGUUCAGUAAAGAGCAGACGAGACUUGACAUGAACAGGUUACCCAGGCUCUCGUCUACUAGCUCCCUUCCACCGCUGGAAGACGCCGCAGACCCGGUCUGCUCCGACGAGCUGCUGGGUUCGCAGUCCUCCCUCUGGCUGUCGGACCUCCUUACCCGGCGCCCGUCAUCCAGCGGAGACGUCUUCACGACCGGGCCAGAUGGACUGUUCGUGGACAAGUGCUUCCCUGUGGGCGAGCUGGAACUGCAGUCCGGAAUCCAGUGGAAACGACCGCGGGAACUCUGUUCAUCACCUCAAUUCAUAGUUAAUGGAGCUACACGUCUGGACAUCUGCCAGGGAAAACUCAGUGACUGCUGGUUACUUUCUACAAUCGCUUCACUCUCCAUGAACCAGUUCCUGCUCAACAAGGUUGUGCCUCUAGGACAGAGCUUCCAAAAUGGAUACAACGGUUGCUUCACCUUCAGGUUCUGGCAGUACGGGCAGUGGGAAAAGGUGAUGAUAGACGACCUGUUACCUGCUAAAGACCACACUCUGAUUUAUCUCAGCUCCCCAGACAGAAACGAGUUCUGGAGCUCACUACUGGAAAAGGCCUAUGCCAAGUUGAAAGGUGGUUACAGAGCCCUGGACAUGGGCUUCCCUCACGAGGCCAUGGUUGAUAUGACAGGCGGGAUCACUGAGGUUCUGACCAUCUCCUCUCUGUCCAAAGACCUGCCAGCCUUUCUCACAUACCUGUUGUCUAAAGGAGCUCUCAUUAACUGUGCCAACUGUCAGGGCCCUCUGGAGCAGAGUAAUGGACUGGGGAUCAUGUUCCGCCACGCCUACUCUCUCACUGCUGUAGAAAAGGUGAAGACAAAACAUGGCCUUGUGGCUUUGGUGAGAAUCCUCAACCCCUGGGGCAACACUGAGUGGGAAGGGCCAUGGAGUGACAAGAAAGGUCCAGAGUGGAAUGAAGUAAGCGUAGAGGAGCAGAAAAGGCUAAACAGAGUCAACCAAGAUGACGGAGAAUUCUGGAUGUCUGUGUCAGACUUCAGACAGAACUUUGAGCUGAUGGAGGUAUGUCACCUGACUGAAUACCCCACUCAGUCAGGCUCCAGUGUAGUACCAUGGUCCUGUGCAUUGCAUCAUGGGAAUUGGGUGCCAAGUAUAACAGCAGGAGGAUCUCCACAAGGAGGUUUUUUCUGGCAGAAUCCUCAGUUCUACUUCAUUCUGUCUGAGGUGGACAGUGGCCGAGCAGAUUCUCAGAAGACGUGCUCCUUUGUUUUGGCUCUAAUGCAGAAACACCAGCGACGCAGAGGCAUCACCCUUUCAAUAGCUCUGCACAUAUACCCGGCCCAUCCUAAGAAUACGUACCUGUCGCCUGAGGACCUGAGUGCAGUUCGUCCGCUCCUCUACAGCCCUCAGUACUCCUCGCGCCGGGAGGUUGUUCUUCGCGGCUCCCUUUCACCAGGUUCCUAUGUAAUCAUUCCCUCAACCAUCGAGCCCAACCAGGAGGGAUCGUUCCUCCUCCGAGUGCUGACAGAGCACGGCAACGUUGCCACUCCAGCAAAGAAACCUCCUCAAGAUGCCUCUGCAAUCAAAGAGCUUUCGUAUCCUCAUCAAACGGUUCUUCCUUCAUCUGCAUCGAUCAGACAGCUGUUUGAGAAGCACUGCAGCUCGAAGGGUUUUUGCAAACCAGUUCAUCUCCACCACCUGCUGACCGAGGCCAUAAAGGGAGGAGCAUUGGCUGGCAGUGAGAAGAACUUGGCUCUGGAGCACUGCAAGAGUCUGGUGGUGCUCAUGGAUACCAGAAAGAGGAGCAAUGGAAGGAGAACUGCGGGAUCUGGAGCAAGCUGUGCUGGAAAGCAGCCUCCUUCCGCAUAACCUGAUGCGGGCGAGGCCAACGCGGGGCGGCCGCGAUCCAGACCCACCCGAUCGCUCCAGCAUACCAGGUUUCCUCUGCAUAAAACGAGCAAAGCCCGUGGUGAUGAACAACCGUCACAAACAGAGACAGUCCCGGAAAGCGCUGCACCGAGCCCGACACCCAAAACACCGGACAAGCUCCCGAGCUUGCUCAGGUCCAGCUUGCAGCGCUGCAUGGCGGUUGGAGCGGCAAAGACAUGGCGACGCAGCUGCCCCUGGCUCUGGAGGGUCCCGCUCUGCAGGUGCUAAUUGAUGUCGCACCGGAGCAACGGCAGGAGUUACCGGUGAUCACCGACGCUGAAGAGACGCUUCGGACAGCGGAUAUCGACAGCGAUGAGACAGAGGCGUCAGAGGAGAACGUCAGCCAAGCCCAACUGGCUGCCGUUCCGGCGUGUUGGCCUCGCCGGGAGGACAGCGGCUGUUUCCGUUGUGGCGAACGGAGACAUCUUGCUCGUGAUUGCCCCGCCCCCUCGCCGAAAGCUAAGGCCGGGUCACCAUCGGGAAACGGGAGCGGAGUGAGGUGGUGAGGGGACACUCACUCCAAUCAGACACACCCCUCUCCGGGAACUUUCACACAGUGGGUCGCUGUGGAUUUGUUAAAGGACUAUAUGUGGACUGUGUUAUAGAGAAUCAGCAAUGUUAUGCCCUGGUGGAUACAGGAUCUACCAUCCGCUUGCUGCGACGGGGGUUUCUCCCCCCAUCGCACUACCCCGCAUCGAUGACGCUCUGGAUCAUGUCGCAGGGUCGUGCUGGUUCAGUUCCCUGGACCUGAGGAGCGGUUACUGGCAAGUGGAGCUGGCCCCGGAGGAUCGAGCCAAAAUGGCUUUUACCAUUGGCGCACUGAGGCCAACGCACUAAAGUCGUCACCUCCAUUAAACAGGGUUUCUCCCGGGGACAACCGGUCCACUCCCGGAGGGGUGGACCCCCACUACAACAGAAUUAGUGACUGUUACUAGGGAAAAGACUGGUCGCUGUGAGGGAGCUAGAGGUGAGCCAUGAGUUUUGGCUUGCUGACAUCUGCGACGACUGCAUCAUCGGCCUAGACCUCUUAACCUGCUGGGGUGCGUGUGUUGAUGUGUCGGGGCUAGCCCUAUGCUUCGGCACAGAGACCGUGCCACUUCAGUCGGGCCGGGGAGGGAGUGUCAAACCCAGGGGACGCCGGGCUCGUCGGCGCACUGAGGCCAACGCACUCAAGUCGUCGCCCCGGUGGUGAUGGUGAGGAAGAAAGGGGGUAGCUGGCGACUCUGUAUGGACUACAGACGCCUUAACGCUGUCACUCUGAAAGAUUCUUACCCACUACCCCGCAUCGAUGACGCUCUGGAUCAUGUCGCGGGGUUGUGCUGGUUCAGUUCCCUGGACCUGAGGAGCAGUUAGUGGCAAGUGGAGCUGGCCUCGGACAAUCGAGCCAAAACGGCUUUUACCAUCGGCGCACUGAGGCCAACGCACUCAAGUCGUCACCUCCAUUAGCCAGCAUCCUGACAACAGAGACCACCGACGCUGUGAGGGAGCUGGGUCAGUGGAGCAGUGCACAUCUGGGAGAGCAGCAGACAAAGCAGCUACAGCGGUUGUUAGCGGAGUUCGUGGACAUUUUCGCUGCACGUGACGAAGAUUGCAACAAAACAGGGCUGGUGCAACACUACAUCAACACCGGGUAGCUGGCGACUCUGUGUGGACUACAGACGCCUUAACGCCGUCACUCUGAAAGACUCUUACCCACUACCCCGCAUCGAUGACACUCUGGAUCAUGUCGCGGGGUUGUGCUGGUUCAGUUCCCUGGACCUGAGGAGCAGUUAGUGGCAAGUGGAGCUGGCCUCGGAGGAUCGAGCCAAAACGGCUUUUACCAUCGGCGCACUGAGGCCAACGCACUCAAGUCGUCACCUCCAUUAGCCAGCAUCCCGACAACAGAGACCACCGACGCUGUGAGGGAGCUGGGUCAGUGGAGCAGUGCACAUCUGGGAGAGCAGCAGACAAAGCAGCUACAGCGGUUGUUAGCGGAGUUCGUGGACAUUUUCGCUGCACGUGACGAAGAUUGCAACAAAACAGGGCUGGUGCAACACUACAUCAACACCGGGUAGCUGGCGACUCUGUGUGGACUACAGACGCCUUAACGCCGUCACUCUGAAAGACUCUUACCCACUACCCCGCAUCGAUGACACUCUGGAUUAUGUCGCGAGGUCAUGCUGGUUCAGUUCCCUGGACCUGAGGAGCGCUUACUGAGAAGUGGAGUUUUGGCUUGCUGACAUCUGCGACGACUGCAUCAUCGGCCUAGACCUCUUAACCUGCUGGGGUGCGUGUGUUGAUGUGUCGGGGCUAGCCCUAUGCUUCGGCACAGAGACCGUGCCACUUCAGUCGGGCCGGGGAGGGAGUGUCAAACCCAGGGGACGCCGGGCUCGUCGGCGCACUGAGGCCAACGCACUCAAGUUCUAUUACCGGAGGUUCGUUCGGGGUUUCGCCACUAUCGCCAGCCCACUACAUCGACUAACGGAGAAGAGCAAGCGGUUAGAGUGGUCUAGCACCUGCACCACUGCCUUCCAGCAACUUAAGGCGGCCUUGGUUUAAGCUCUGCAGCGUCCAGACUGGACAGCAGUGUCUGCAGAGGAGCCUGAGGUGAAGGUCCUCUAUUCUCAGUGGGGCAACUUGGAGCUGCACGGCGGAGUGCUGUACCGCAGUGGCGAGCGCCAGACCAAGGAUUGGACAAACUACAGCUUCUGGUUCCUCACGCCCUGCGGCCCAAGGUCCUCCAGCUGGUCCAUGGAAAGGCAGGGGCUAGUCACUACGGCAACACCAAUACGAUUCGCUGUCUGAGGCAGAGGUUCUACUGGCCUGGCUGUCGACAGGAUGUGGAGCUCCACGUCCAGUGCUGUGACACCUGCACCACUCAGAAAGGACCCUGUCAGCGCUCCAAGGGUCCGCUGCAGCUGUUGGGGGCCCCGAUGGAGAGGGUCGGGGUGGACGUUUAGGGCCGUUUCCCCUCACGGAGUCCGGUAACCGCUACGUACUUGUUGCAAUGGAUUAUUUCACUAAGUGGCCAGAGGCGUAUGCGGUGCCGGACCAGAGUGCCAUCACAUCAGCACAGAAACUGGUGGACGAGAUGUUCACCAGUUUUGGGGUUCCCGCAGAGCUCCACAGUGACCAGGGGCGUAACUUUGAGAGCCGGCUGUUUGGUGAGGUGUGCCAGCGGAUAGUGGUGAGGAAAACACGGACCACUUUACUGCACCCACAGAGCAACGGGCUGGUGGAGCGGUUCAACCGAACCCUGGCCACCCAGCUUGCCAUUUUGACCAGCCAUCACCAGCGAGAUUGAGACCAGCACCUGCCUCUGGUCCUCUGGUCAUACAGGAUUGCUGUACAGGAGUCCAGCCAGUGCACACCUGCUGCACUGAUGAGAGCUCCGCACCCCAGUCGACUUGGUCUUUGGAUCACUGCCAGAACCGGAGAUAGCUGGCGGCCCGGAGAUGGACUAUUACAGGUGCCUGAGAGAGAGACUCAGACUGGUGCACAAUUUGACCCGACGUGCACAGAAGGACGCUGGGGUCAAACAAAAAAGAGCAUAUGACGCCCGCUGCAAAGGGCACACAUUUACACCCGGGGACAAAGUGUGGGUGUAUUGCCCGGUGAGGAAGAGGGGGAUCUCACCAAAGCUCUGCAACCACUGGCAAGGGCCGGGGGAAGUGUUGGAGCGGCUCUCGGAGGUGGUUUUUCAGGUCCAGAUGCCUGGGCGGAGGGUGGUCUUGCACCGGGAUCGGCUGGCACCCUACCACCCGCUUGCCCCGACUGGAGAUAAUGACAUGGGUGAGGACAACUCUCAACCUGUCAUUUCUGGUGACAGUGACAGAGACACUAAUGGACUUGGGACAAUUUUGGACCCUGGGGGUGGGGAUCGGGGGAGGCCGGUGCGGCAACGGUGCCGGCCUGAUCAUUUAAUGGACUUUGUCACCGGGACUGAGGUUAGUGGGCACACUUAAACCUCUUGGCGGGGGGCUGUGUAGCGAUCGGGGGGGAGUUUGGUUGACUGUUCCAGUUCGUGUUGUGUGUUAUGUGGCUGUUUUAUUUUGAAGCGCAUAUAGUUCCGUGACGUCAGGUGUGCUUCUGGGGGGGAAGGGUACCGGGAGAAAGAGGCGGAAGUUUUGUUUCUGGUAGUUCCGGGUGAUUGAAGACUGUUGAGAGACCUGUUGUCACCCUGCUUUUGUGAUUAAGAAAAUAAAGAAGUGCUGUUCA